This is a messenger RNA of Diabrotica balteata, 655 nucleotides long. The record is from the annotation of a GenBank genome assembly. NCBI's taxonomy places the organism in Eukaryota, Metazoa, Arthropoda, Insecta, Coleoptera, Chrysomelidae.
GAAACAAUGAUAUCGACUUUCGGGUUUAUCGUCACAAUGAAAAUUUUCAAUUUUAUUGCACAUGCAUGAUGAACAAUAAAUUAUUUUAUAUAUUGAUGUUCAUUGAAAGAGUACAGUAAAGGCAAUAUGAGAAAUCUACAUGUUUUUUGUAUUGUUGCUGUUAUUUUUAUCUCCGUCUUAAGAAAUGGAAGUCAAGCAACAAAAUCAUCAACAGGAAUUUCUUUUGGAGACUUGCAAGAGUUAUUUGUAGCUGUGGAUAAAAUUGUUGACAAUCCAGAUGAAUUCUUUGACAAAGUGAAACAGGAAUUGGAAAAGGAGAAUAUAACCUUAAGAACACUGAAUUUUCCCGACUCACCACAGUUAAGAUUUCUUGGGAUUGGAAGUAUAUUUGAUAAAGUAAAGGAUACUGUAUCUGGCAUAUUUAAUUGGGGUAGCAGCGUAGUUCCAUUUGAGACAAUAACAGCAGCUAUACUUAAAGUCUUGAGGAUAAUCUUUGGAGAAAGAAUAGCAAAUGUUACAGGCGCGAUUCACUGCUUAAUAAAGUCGUUCUUAUCUUUAUUUAUUAACUACGUUCUACCAAUGUUGAAGGUUCUCGGUUAAGUCUCUAAAAGUUAUAUAAAUUUGUUUUAUUUUACAAUAAAGUGUUUCAAAUUAA